CUGAGGUUUCCUAAUCGGAGAUGGAGAUUGAUUCCAUCGCAGCUGGAGGAGCUCUUAAACCAGAUGGAGAUCGAUUCCGUCGAGACGAAGAACCCCGCUUUUUGAUAGGUGUGGGCGAUUACAGAUGCAAAGAGGCAAGGUUUAAUCCCCUCCGCCCUUAAACCAGGAGGAGCUCUCCGGUUUAAUCCCCGGCGCCGUCCGCUUCACCUUCCCAUCACUUGCUCUGUCUCUCCAUCCUCCGAGGUGAAGAAGAAGACGUUGGUGAGGAGGAAUGACGUGAGGAAUAUAGCAAUUGUAGCUCAUGUUGAUCAUGGCAAAACUACUUUGGUUGAUUCUAUGCUUAGGCAAGCUAAGGCAAGGAGCAAAGUUAGUGUUGGAGCUAGGGCCUUGCAAAGACUGUGAGAGGUAUCAGUACAAGAGUUUCGAGCUCAACAUCGUCGUCUCGCAGGCGUGUUUAGCUGGCGUCUCUCUUCUUUGCGUUUCUCAUAACUUGAGAAAGCAUGGGAUUCGAAAGUUUCUCUUCGUUGAUCAGCUCAGUGGUCGUAUGGGACGGCUCAAGUUUCUGUAUAUUCAGCAAACUCGGUGAUUCUGUCUAUCUUUGGUUCAGAAUCUCUGUGACAGAUCAUUAGUUGCAUGAAAGUUGAAACCUGUUUUUGUUUUUCCUUAUUACAGAACUCUGUUAGAUUGCUUGUACUUUUGUCACUCCCCUGUUUUGGAUUGAAAGCUGAAACCUUUUUUAUGUUUUCCUUUAUUACAAAACUCUGUGAGAUAAGCACAUACGUUUGCGUCAUUACCUCUCUAAGAUAAGCCACAUGUUCCACAUCUUUCUGCUUCUACAGUUUCUGGUCGUCACUGAUAGCCAGUUUACCACGCUUUUCCAGACCACUGCGUAUAGCGGACGUAUCACGUAUAUAAACGGUGGUGAUUUCGCGGUCUCUGCGGUGGUCCAAGUUGUUGGGAUUAUUUUAUGUCUACACGCAGCAACGAAGAUAUCUCAUAGAGCUCAAGCGAUAGCAUCAGUUGCAAGUAAAUGGCAUGCGAUAAUGUUGUGCUCAUCUACGGAUACAACUCAGAUAAAGACUUCUCCUAGUGGAGUUCACUUGGAAGCCACCACGAAUCCACCCAUCUCCUUUCAGAAUUAGGUACGCCAUUGCUUAAUGACACCAUCUUUGAUCACUUAUUUGGAAAAAUAUUUUUGUCUACUUUGGUGUUUUUGCAUAUGUAUACAAAUGUUUUUAUUACAUUCUUUCUUAUCAUCUGAACUUCUUGUUUUUUUAUGCUGUGUUUCUACGUGUAUUUUAAAUCUAUGUUUAAAAUAUUAUGUUUAAAAAUUUAAUAAAUAAAUUUGAAGUUUAAUAAGAUAAUGUUAAAUAUUUUUUUUAAGAACCCUUAAAUAAAAAACUUGCAAUGGAUCACACAAAUAUAUCCGUCUCUUAACUAAGUUCCUUAAACCCAUUUUUCCAACUAAAAAUUAUUAAAAAAAGAUUAAAAACCUCUAAAUGAGUAUGUGGGAUAAUGAUGCUCUUAGCUUAGCUUGGUUGUCUAUAUUGUUUUGUUUAAAGAGGAAAACCCUCAGUUUUACAUGUCCGACAUCAUGUGACAUCACAGCUAUAAUCUAAAUAAAAACCAUAACACUAAAUUUUUUUAUACGUUGGUAAUAACAAUUUUGACCAACAGCCAAUUUUGAGAUAAUAAUACGAUUAUGGUCAUUGUUCAAAAUUGAUUAUAUAUGUGUAUAUAUAUAUAUUUUAUAUAUAAAGAUAGAUGGUGCAAUUACAUCAAAAUAGAUGUAGGACGAAGUGGAACAAAAAAAAUUGAAAAGGCGAAUUUUCAAACAUCCGUGAAAGUUACGAAUUUAAUGGUUCUAAAACUAAUUUUUUUUUGUCCAUUUAACAAUAUUUAACCGAAAAACUUAUAUAAGUGAGAUAAAAGAAUAUUUAGCUCAAAGGUCUGAUUAGUUGGAUUAUAAAUGCAGAAAAUUUGUUGAAAGAAUUUAGUCUGUAACUUUUAGUGAUGUAAUUGUAAGUUUUUUGAUGUAGAAAAUAUUAUAUAGCAUUUAAACUGCUGAUUUUUUAAAUAAAAAUAUAAAGUAAGGUUGUAGAUUUAAAGGGGGAGGGUCCAAUAUUAAAUUACUCGGAGACUAAUUGAUAACAAAAUUUAUAAAAAGUUGAAAGUGAAAUGAAACAUAUCUAUAGUCCAACCAAUUAAACACCAUAACUAAAAUUUAAUUAAUUUUUGUCAUUUCGCUUAUCACCUAUAUAUUUUCCAAUAACAAAAAUAAAAGAAUUUAGAUACUGAAAUUCGAAAUUCGUAAGAUAAUAACAAUGAAAUUUUUUAAAAAUAAUUAUAAUUAUAUACCUACUUAUAUUUUUAUAAUAGAUUAUACUAUUUAUAUAUUAAAUAAACAUACAUAAUAUAUAAUCAAAAUUAAAAUUUAAACAAAAAAACCGGGCAUAGCUCGGGUCGACCCUAGUAUACUAUAUUUCUAUGUCAAUACCAAUAAAGUUUAAUUUAUACCAUAUAAAUUAAAUAAAAUGAUUGUUUUGAGUUAUUUACCAAAAACGUGAUUGUAAAUUAUCAAAAAGUAUUUGUUUUGAUUUAUGUGUUUACUCUAAUGUAUAUAUUUUUAUGUAUAUAAAUUAUUUUUAAAAUUGGUGGUUUCUGAUAUCUUAUUUGAUCCUGCAAUCCCAGAAACACAUUUCUUCAAAUCGAAGUGAUUUUUAAUAUUGGAAGCAUUAUAUAUAUUAUUUCAUUCAGAUUAAAUAAUUUAGUCUUGAUUUUUAUUCCUAAAAAGAUUUUAUUAAAAUUUCAUAACAAGAUUCCAAUAAUUUCCUUUUGAGUUUGGUUGAAGAGUGAAAGAUUUGAUCAUUCGUCUAAUAUUGUUUCUCUCUAAUACUCUAUCUAGCUAAUUGUAAGAAUGAGUGAUUUGAACUAUUUAUUAUAAGUUUCUGGUUUAUCAUUUAAUAAAUCAAACAAUUCUUAAUUUAUACAUAAUUUACAUAUACUUAAAUGGUAAAGUAUUAUAUAUAUUUUUAUAUGUAUACUUUUAACUAAACCUCAAAAGCGUAGGCUAAUAAAAUAAGUAAUUUGUUUUGUUGUUCUAGAAUUAGAUGAUUUUUCGACCAAGCUGGUGAAUAUAUACUAGUCAGACAUUUAUAUUUCGAAUAUGCACUUAUAUUCUAUAACAGCUUGAUAUAUUAGACUUGAACACUAACUGUUAAUAUAAUUUGCCAGUAAUUUUCUUCAAAAUUUUGAUUCUUAGAUAUGUAUCUAGAGUGGAACUAAUAAUUUUUUACAGAUGUCCUUCUUUUUUAAUUGACACUUAUGUAGUUCACCGAAUUCAUAGAAAAAUUAAAAAAAAAAAACUAAAUUCAUAUCAAUGAAACAAAUGCGAGAAAGAAAUCACAAUUUUAUAGCGGUAGAAAAUGAAAUCAAUUAUGGAGAGUCAAUAGUAAACAAAUCAAAAGCAGAAAAUUUAAUCCUCUUUCGUCAUUAUACAAUCAAUGUUGCCUAUUUGGUUUUGGUGAUUUAUGUCAGCCGAAAAAACUUUCCUUUUGCAUAUGAAAUCUUAAAAAUAAUUAAAAUGAGAUAUAAUACGUUAACUCUUCCACAACAAUGAUACAUUUAAGAGACCAAUAUUUAUAUUCGUCAUUUUAUAAUCGAUAAAAUUUUUAGGGUUGUAAAAUGUUAAAACCAUUUAAUAAACAAAUAUUAUUAAAAAAACUAACUCCGUGCGGAUUAUCAUCUAGUAUUGCGAGAUUGUCCACUAUCCAAUGUCAUCAGCUUGGUAGUUGAGCUUCUUUGUCUACCGUGUGACACAUCCACACAAGUUCAAUACAAAAAAGAGAGGAAAGCAACUUCUAUAUAUACACGUGAGAGAAAUAAAAUUGCAAAAGAAAACAACUCCAAGUCUGGCUAAUGAUCCGAGUAGAAACUAUACGAAUCUAAUAAAAUGGAACAGUACUGAAAAGCGAAGCUUCUGUGUAUAAAAAAAAUGAUUCUCCAUCGUACUCAUCAUCCUCGUAACCUCCAGAGAGUACCGCAGACUAAGCUCCAUAUUUUUGUGUUAGAUUUGAGUUUAUUAUGGGUUUCCAACUUAAAACCAAUUGAUAAUUAGUGGAUUGGUCCUAACCUUUUAUAUAUUACUUAAUGUCCCAUAGAUUUUUCAAUGUGGGAUACAUAUCCCUUAAUACCCCUCCUCGAGAUGAUGGCUCUUAUCGGUCAGAAAUCUUGGAAACUUUUUAAGACAGUUAUACUCGGUCGAACGAGUCAAUUACGACCUAUAUACCCGGUCGGGUAGGGUUAAUAUUAAUUAGGGGUUUAACUUAUUAGGAUCUGGGCUCUGAUACCAUGUUAGUUUCGGGUUUAUUAAUGAGUGGAUUGGCCCUAACCCUUUAUAUAGUAGUAGAUUAAUUCUUAUAUUUCCGAUGUGGGAUGUUUCUCAUCAAUAUCCUCCCUCACACUCAGACAUCUAGGUCUGAAGCGUGGACGAUGUGGGCCCAACAUCGGUAUAGUAGUAGUAGGUGUAGUAAAUUAGGUCAAAGGAUCUUAUCGCUCUGAUACAAUGUUAGAUUUGGGUUUAUUAUGGGCUUCCAACUUAAAACUAAUUGGUAAUUAGUGGAUUGGCCCUAACCCUUUAUAUAUUACUUAAUGUCUCAUUGAUUUUCCAAUGUGGGAUACAUAUCCCUUAAUAUUAUGUCCAAGCAAUGCCAUAAACGUGUGGAAUGUGAGGCCUCUACAACGGAACUUUUAUUGAAUUUCAUAACACAUAAGGAAAACUGAAGGAAAGCCCACGAAUAAGAGCUGAGAAAAUUAAGUGUAUCUGCCCAGGAGCUUGUUAAAAUGUGUCUGAGAGGAAGGAGAUCUAAGAAGAAGAAGAAGAAGAAGAAAGAAGAAGAAGAAGAAAGCGUAGUAACCGGUGUUGAAAUUGGUUUGAUAAUUUUAUUGGACCAAGCCAAACCCUUUACAAAACGAAACCUAAAUAUAUAUAAACGUACAUACUGUCUUCUUCAAUUGGCAGGCGUGAUGGCUAAGUGGUCUCUUCUCUAUUUCUUGCAUUGCAAGUAAUCUAUGUAACACAAACCCUUAACUUGCUCUUGCAUGCAUUUGCAUGUGUGUAGUGAAUCAUCAACCAACUUACUUUUGGGAGUUGGGAGUUGGGAGUUGCUUCUCUAUCACGUGAAAAUAAGUUGUAAGUAACACCAUCAAUAAAAGGAAUUAAUAUUUUCAAGUCGUAAAACCUAAGCCGAGUUUUGUUGGACGAAUCAUAUCGUUUCUGAUCCAUCUUCAAUUUUGGCUAAAAGAAGAAUUAUUCUUAUAAUUUUCGUACAUGUUAGAACUUGAAAUAUACGUAUUUUAAUUCUAAUAUGUUCAGUCUAUGUAAAACAAUUUUGUUUGGAAUUUGCUUGGAGUUUUUCUUUUUCUUUUUAAGCAACCAAUCAAUACUAUUAAAAUUUAGGAAGGUAUUUAGCCCAAGGGCCAGCCCAUAGAGAGUUCAGAUACAAGAGAGUGGACUUUUAGAGCACUUGCAACGGGGCAUGACAACGAAUCCGUAAGCCCGGUCCGUUGCACUUUUUGGAUUUUUUAAUUAAUAUAAACCCAGCCCAUUUGACGGAUUGAUCCGUAAAUUGCAUCCUGACGGACCCGGUCCGUGGGCGACGUGGCGGAAAGAGAUUGGACGGAGGCGCGAUUGUGUUUGGUAUUGGCGAGAAAAAAAUCGUCAUUUCGACGAAAGCAAAGAAAAAAAAAACCUCUCAACUCUCUAGGGCGAUUGUCGGAUCCCACCUUCGCGAUUCCACUUCGUCUGAUCGUCAAGGUAAGUAGAAGCGUUUUUUUCUAUAUUAAUCGAACUAGAUUGUUUCCAUUUAUAUUCAAUAGAGGUGGAAUCGUUUCGUAUCAAAAUUAGGGUUAGAAAAAAAUCUGCGAUUUGGGGAUUUUUUUAUUUUCAAUCGAUUUGCUUUCGUUUCAAUCGAUUUUGUUUUGUUUCAAUCGAUUAUUUUCCGUUUAAAUCGGGUUUCGAUUAGUUUUCGAUCGAUUUAGGGAUUUGAAGACCCUUUUGGGUGUCGAUCGAUUUAGGGAUUUGAAAACCCUUUUGGGUCUCGAUCGAUUUAGGGAUUUGAAAACCCUUUUGGGUCUCGAUCGAUUUAGGGAUUUGAAAAUUGUCCCUUUUGGGUCUCGAUCGAUUUAGGGUUGCGGCUCUAUUUAGUGUUGAUAUGUUCGUCUUUCGUAUUGUUUUUCAAAAUCAAUGCUAAUCUUUGCUUUUUGCUUGUCUCUUUCUUUGCAGGUUAAGGAAAAUGGGAAGGUAUAGCUAUAGCCAGCCGUCCUCAUCAUCAGCGUCCAUCGACAUCACCUCACUUCUCGACGCUGAAGCUCAGUUGUACGCCGAUGAAGCUCAGAGUAGCUUCGAUAAUGGAGAGCCGUUUCAGAACCAACCUCAACCUGAGGGGGAUGAUGGCAUUCCGACGAUCUGCUACUGUGGGAGUGAGCCGGUUGUUGCUACAGCCUACACGGAAAAAGAUCCAGGCUGUAGGUAUUUCACCUGCAACAAUGUCGUUGUUGGAGCCACUCACAACUGGAAGUGGUGGGAUGACGCGGUCAUGGAGGAGAUGAGGGACUUUCAGACGGAGAUAAGACGGCUUAAGGAAGCAGUUGCAGAGAGAGAGAAGAAGCUGCUGCUGCUAGAGAAGACUGUGUACGACGCAGGAAAGGAUACCACACGAGUUAAGCUAAUGGUGUGCCUGCUAGUGGUCAUAGGUUUGGUAAUCUUGGUUCUACAUGGUAAGUUCUCGACUUAUUUGGAUUUCAUUUUCAGUUUAUGCGUUUGUAUUAAAACAUUUGACAGCCUAAUGUUACUUGUUUGCAGGAGUAGCUUCAAAGGCUUCAAUGGGGGAGUGUUCUAUCACCUGUCCAAUGGUCAAAAAAGUAAAGGUACUCUGCUUUUCUUUUCUAUCACUUGACAAUGUAUAUUCCGUAAAAAAAAAAUUCAAAUAGUAUUGUAGAUUAAUUGAAUGGUUUUUGUAGGUAGAUAAAAAACUAGGACUGUAUUAAUAAAUGCUACUGAUUUGCUUUAUAUCUUCUCAACCCGUGUGAUUUGAUUGGUUUUAAAGGUUCUACGUUUAAAUUGCUGUAGAUUAAUUGAAUGGUGUUUGGUUAAAUAGUUGUUAUAGUACAUAGGAUUUAAUUUUGCUACUGAUUUUUGCCACUGAUUUUGAAUGGUGUUUGGUUAAAUUGCUUUUAGUUUGCUUCCUAUCUUCCUAACUGCUCAGAUUUGAUAGGCUUUUAUUGUAUAAUAAAUUGGAACAUGUAUUACUUAAGGCUCUGUGUAACUACUUGAGUAACACAGAGCAUUUUUACAGCCAUGUCGGGUUAUAGACACUUGCUGUACAGUCAAAUGCCAGUAGAUCCUGAAUCACCCGAGCCUUUUUGGCUCGGGUCUCAAGCUCCUGAUGAUUCUCCUAGCGAAAUCCCUCCUGAGUGUCCUAGUCAAGUCCCUGGUCAGUCUCGUAGGCAAGUCCCUGGUCAGUCUCGUAGGCAAGUCCCUGAGGAGUCUGUUAAGACCUUUGCAGAUAGAAGGAAAUAUUCACCCAAAGAGGAUAGGAUCCUUAUUGGUGCUUGGCUUAACACCAGUAAGGACCCUCUCGUAGGCAACGAGCAGAGAGCUGUUGCUUUCUGGAAGCGUAUUGUAGACUACUACAACGCCAGCCCUCAGCUCGUUGGGGAAGUACCGCGAGAGGUUACUUCUUGUAAGCAGAGGUGGUCUAGGAUCAAUCAUGAAGUAUCCAGAUUCACUGGUUGCUACAACCAGGCGCUGAGGGAGCAGAGAAGCGGCCAAAAUGAUGAUGAUGUGAUCAAAGCUGCUUACGACAUAUUCUUCACCAAGUACGAUACCAAGUUCACACUCGAUCACUGCUGGAGAGAGCUCAGGCAUGAGCAGAAAUGGGCCUCCACUUAUAUGGCUAAGGAUGGUGGAAAGGAAAAGCGGAGGCCAGUGGUGGAUCUUGACGGACCAGAAGAAAAUGUUGUUGGAGAAGAUGAGGAUAGACCAGUCGGGGUAAAGGCUGCGAAAGGUGCCAGUAAGAAGAAGAAGAGUGGUCGAGAUGAGGAGUUGUCUAAGCUACAAGGCGUUUUGGAACUUAAGGAAAAACUGUCUAGAAAUAAACUCCUUGAUCGCUUGCUGGCCAAGAAAGAGCCAUUGUCUGAGAUCGAAACAACACUAAAAAUGAAGCUUAUGUCUGAAAUGUUAUGAUGUGUACUGUGUGUUGUUUGAGGUCACUUGCAGGAAAAGUUAGUACUUGUUGUGUGAUGUGUGUACUUGCUUAGUUGUUACAGCUAAACUAACCAUUUUUUAAACGUGUUGUUGCAGGUAGUCACGGGAGGAAAGGAGUUCUUUUGUUCCUUAGCUAAAGCGGAGUUGUCACGGGUGGAUUUAGAGUACUGAGAGCAUUUUGGCAUGUAGCUCCUGCUCAUAAGUAACGGGUUUUCCCUUCUUGUAGUACAAGUACUCGGAUAUGUAUCUCUUUCUCCUCAACAUCAAAAACCUUAUCAUCAAAACCUUUGUAAUAUUUUGGAACGAAAACCAUUGUAAUAUCUGUCUGCUACUUGCUUCUCUCAAUCCUUUGUAUCCAUCUCAUCAACAUGCUUCUCUGUACCAUAACCAUAAUCAGGUUUCGCUUCUUGUUUUUGUUUUUGUUUUCUUGUUUUUGAAAGUUAUUACCAUAACCAUUGUAAUAAUCAGGUUUCGCUACUUGCUUCUUGUUUUUGUUUCAUCAUAACCAUUUAGUAAAGUUUAGUUUUAAAAGUUGCUAGUAAACGCUGGUUUUUUAAAAGUUAUAACAAACUCCAAUUGAAUAGAUAAAAAAAAUAUAUCAGAUUCACUAAAUAGAAGAGAUUUUUCAAACUUAGAAGAAAUUAUUAUAUUUUUAACUUAUAAGAAAAAAAAAUAGAAAAGAUUCAAAAGUAGAAGAAAUCUAAAUA
Molecule: messenger RNA, 8973 nt
Organism: Brassica napus (rape)
Lineage: Eukaryota; Viridiplantae; Streptophyta; Magnoliopsida; Brassicales; Brassicaceae
Product: glutathione S-transferase T3-like
Exons: 3
Coding region: 7358-8245 (295 amino acids)
Source: RefSeq, a predicted model, not a curated record